GGUUUGGACUUGUAGGAUCACAGAAGCCUGUGGUUGGACUCUCUGGACCACAUACUGACCAACAGCAUUUGACUUACCAUUAUUUGGCAGUCACCCAUGACACAAAUUGACUAAAAACUAUUCUGAUCCAUAGUUUGUCCCAUAUUUCUCUCAUCCAACAUCAUCAUGGCUGAUUCUAGUUUCUCUCUACCACCAGAGGCUUACUGUUCACUGUGUGUGGACGCACUGAGAGACCCGGUCACCAUCCCCUGUGGAGACACCUACUGCCUGGAGUGUAUCAAGAUCUACUGGGACCAGUUUGACCACACGGGUGUGUACAGUUGCCCACAGUGCCAUGCAACCUUCACACCGCGUCCCGUGCUGAGACGCAAUCUGCCCGACGUAAACCACGAGCCACAGCGCCAGCUUCCAGAGCUCACUCCUUUCCCCCACAUGAACCGGGAAUCCUUCUGCGAUUUCUGCGUUGGCCGUCGCAGCAAGGCUGUUAAGUCGUGCCUCAUGUGCCUGGCCUACUACUGCGAAACGCACAUCAAGCCACAUUACGAGUCGUCCACCUUCAAGAGACACAAGUUGGUGGAUGAGACGGGCCACCUGGACAGGAAGAUCUGUCCCCAGCAUGAGAAAGGCCUGGAGCUGUUCUGUCGCUCUGACCAGAUGUGUAUCUGUGUGCUGUGUACUGUCAGAGAGCACCGCAGCCACAACAUUACCUCAGCAGAAGAAGAGCGCAUAGAAAAACAAAAAGUCUUGGUGGUCACCCAGUCUGAUGUCCAGCACAUCAUUCAGGAGAGGAUGAAGGAGCUGCAGGAGCUCAAACAUAAUGUGGAUGUUCUAAAAAGUUGUGCCCAGCGAGCAAAGGCAGAAAGUGAUAAGACAUUCCACGAAAUGCUGCAGGUGGUGGAGCGCUGGAAGGCUGAAAUCAAUCAGAUGAUAAUGGCCAACAUGCAGUCAGCGAUGUCGCAGGCUGAGGGCUACGUGGAGCAUCUGGAGCAGGAGAUUCUGGAGCUGCAGCGCAGAGAUGCAGAGCUGCGACAGAUCCUCGAAUCAGAGGACAACAUUCACUUUCUGCAGAAUUUUCCGACACUGUGUGUUCCUCCUGAGCCCAUGGUGCCCAAAGUGCUCAUCAAUCCUCAGUUCUCCUUUGGAGAGAUGAGCAAGACGGCCACAGAAAUUAAGGAACAUCUGGAUGACAUCUGUAAGAAGGAAUUGAGCAAAAUCUCUAAGACAGUCAGUGAAACCCCCGUGUACAUACUUUUGCCAAGAAAUGGAGACAAACGACUCAAAGUUCCUUCCAGAGGAACUGAUGUUCCGGAGCCAAAAACAAGGACAGACUUCUUAAGAUACUGCUGCAAGAUGUCCAUCGAUCCAAACACAGUCUAUAAAGAGCUGGUGUUGUCGGACGGGAACCAGAGGGUCACACGGAAGAAAACAAUCCAGUUUUACCCAGAUCAUCCAGAACGCUUUGAUGGCUUCUCCCAGGCGCUGUGCAAGGAGGCUCUGACUGGUUUCAGAUUUUACUGGGAAGCAGAGUGGAGUGGGGAGUUUUCCAUCGGGGUGGCCUACAAGAGCAUCAGUCGCAAGGGGAAGAAUUCGCACAGCCUGCUGGGCUACAACGAAAAGUCUUGGAGUCUCCUCUGCUCAGACUCAGGCUACUCUGCCUGGCACAACAAAGUAGACCGAGAUCUUCCUGAUGCUCCCAGGGCCACACGGAUUGGUGUGUACCUGGAUUUUGCAGGCAACACUGUGGCUUUUUACUCAGUAUCAGAGGAUAUGGAGCUUAUCCACAGAUUCAAAGCUCAGUUCAGUGAGCCUUUGUAUGCUGGUUUUGGUGUGGGCUCCUCUGUUACCCUCUGCCAGCUGAAGCCAUUGUGAAGGGUAUAGAACUCACAUGCAAGUUCCUGUUUGGAGAAAUACUGUAUAUAUUGAUUUAAUACAGACACUGCAACUAACAAUCCAAACCUCUAAUGAUAAUAACAGAAGGCCUAUAUUCAACUGUGAUGUUUUUAUAAGCAUUAACAUGUUGUGGCUGAAACAAUCUGCAGAUAGAUGACAAAAAUAUACCUGCAGUAUGUGUAUGAUUGUGUUUGUGUGUUUAUGUACAGUAAAAAUAUAUUUUUUUACUGUCUUACAGGGAGCAACUUUCACAAUUAAGAUGUGAAGCAAUGACAUAAAACACUAACAACACCUUGACGACACUAUAAUAAAGUACAUAUAUUAAUUAUUAUAUAUAUUAUAAUAUAUUGAUGAAUAUUUAGACAAAUAUUCUAAACCAAGUAAUUAAAUAAAAUUUUAACUACUGUAUUUGUACAAAAUUUAACUGUGUUUAAUGACUCAUUUAUAACUGUUGAAUUAAAUUAUUUUUCUGAUCGUCUCUCGCCUCUAGAAUUAAUGCCUUAAAUACAUUUUGCAGACAUUUUACAAAUACACAAAUAUCUGAUUAUAGACAAUUGCAUUUAGUUUCCCCACCCUAUAGUAAUACAGGAUAGGUGGAACAAAACCUGUUAUGAUAAAGAUAUAGACAUUUACCAAGGCAGCGGUAAAAACCUGGGGAUUGGGUAUUGUUCCCGUUAAGGAUGUAACAACCACCAUUGGGAGCUGAGACAUAGUUGUAUAUGCCAGAUUAAUCAAAAUGAUCUUAAAAGCCCUUUUCUUCACUGUUACCCCUGUGUUGGUCCCUCUGCCCCUCCCCUGGUCCAGGGCGUUUCAGAGCUCUGAGAAGUGAGGAGCAGCAGAAAGCCAUCAACAGCCAGAAGAACUGAUACAAAACUGCUAUCAUCAAGAAAAACACGCUUUGUAAAUUGAAAGCCAUACCAACAAUGGACACCGUAAUCACUAUCAGCCAAGAAACCACCCUGUACCUCAGAGGUUUACACCUGAGGAAUAUCACAGGAUGGACGGUUGCAAGGUGUUGUACCAGGCUGACAUAACUCUGCACCAGGGGACGCUUAAUAAGGAACAUUGCACUCAAGAGCUGAAAUAGUUUUGUGAAGAGAGAAGGAUCUCAGCCACAAUCUGGUUGAGGCUGAUACAGAGGCUAUCUGCUCUUGUCUUCCCCCCUCAUUAUAAACCACAGGACGUAGUAUUGGUGGGGAGACCAAAUAGAAGGUUUGCUGCGUAUUCAACUCCUGCCAGAGUAUCCCUCAUGGUCUCCAUGGUGUUUUCUUCAGGUGACACCGACAGUGGAGUUAAGGUUGUGUGGUUGGUGGCGCAAACCUCCAUUUUCUUCCUAAUAAUAAACACAUUAAAUAACACUGGGCUGCUGAACAUAUUCUUGUUGUGGAUGCAUGUACAGUAAUGUACAGACAGUCAAAGUCAUACUGCAAAUGUUUAUGUCAUCAUUUGUAAAUUAAUAACAUAAGAGACUUUGGCUUCAGACAUCUUUUCUCUCAAUCUGGCUAUAUUUGAUAUCUUUUUCUCUUUAUCCAGCAUAUGGUGUUUUGUUUAUAUACAGUUAAAAUUAUCCUUCUGUUUUGAAGCCUUCAUGUUUUCACUUGGCCUUCUCUUUACAGCCUGUCCUCUCUUCCAAUGUUGCAUCUGUGUGGAGUGCUGUGUUGGGGUUGUUCACCCUGUGUUAUUGUGUUUAAACCCCUGAGGUACAGGGUGGCCUGUUGUUGUGUUGUCUGGCUGGUUGCCUUGGUUUCCUGCAUCUACUCUAGGUACACAUAUUCAAAUGCUCUGUAUCUUUAUGGGUUUAUCAUCCAAAAUGUGCUCUUCUUCUCCGUAAUGCUUUUCUGCUGCAUCUCAGUUCUCAGGGCUCAGAAAUGCCUGGGGCCAGGGGUUUGCCAAUGCCUUAACCAUUUGCACAAGCUUAGCUUUAACAACUGGGUUUAUACAGCCCCUCUUGUACCUCCACAGGGCCGGAAAACUUGCUGCAGGGAGCUCUAAUUAUCGCUAUCAUUGUCAAUAUACUGUACCUAUUUAUAUGUAUGUGUACUGUACAUUGUAGUAUAAUAAUAUAUAUAUAUAUAGUAUAACAAUAAUGUUAUAGUGUUUUCUGGUUCCUGGUGAUUUUGGUUUAUAUUUCCAUUUGCAUUUAAAAGCACACAAUUGCAAGAAAAUACCAUAGCGGUCUUAUUGUUCUCUUUUUUUCUUUUGCAUUAAAUCUGCUGUAAUGCCAGUUAAUGCUCAUGACACAAAAACAACAUGGGGAUAAACAGUGGGAAGAAUAAUGUAAACAGAAGUAUGUAUUCUGCCUUGAUUCUACUUGACUGUCAUGGUGGCAUCGUUUUUCAAUAAUGUAAUUUUUCAUUGGUUGUGAAAGUUGAACAGUAUAAUAAAUCUUAUAUAUUUCUUUAGUAAGA
Siniperca chuatsi (mandarin fish) is the source of this 4298-nucleotide messenger RNA. It is a transcript of the gene ftr84, whose product is annotated as finTRIM family, member 84. The transcript is spliced from 7 exons. Gene Ontology annotation, molecular function: protein binding; zinc ion binding. The record is from RefSeq and is a predicted model, not a curated record. Bases 166 to 1869 code for a protein of 567 amino acids. Lineage: Eukaryota; Metazoa; Chordata; Actinopteri; Centrarchiformes; Sinipercidae.